ACACCUACCGCAUGAUCAAUCGAGUCAUAAAAUCACUGGAUGCGUCGGUUAUAUUUCUCUUCGUGUCCUUUAUGCCAGCAAGCCUUUGAGGACAAUUCUCCAGAUGGAUUCGCAGGGAUCUUCCACCCUUAUCAUCAGCUACCAAUCCAAAGACAUUGAACUGUCUUCAUUAGAGACUCGGAGGCAUCAACUUGAAAGGCCCCCUAGCCACGGAGACACAUCGCUUUUCGCAAAUCCGGAACCUUCCUCAUCCUCAGCAAACGUACAAGUACUUCCACCUGUCGAUGAAGGCUGGCAAGCAUGGAUGUUUUGCUUCGCGGCUUUGGUGUUGGAGUUUUCCGUAUGGGGGUUCACAUUUAGUUAUGGCAUCUUCCAAGAAUAUUACACAUCUCAUCCGCCGUUCAACCAAGCAUCUCGUGUAAGUGUCGCUGCAGUGGGUCCAACUGCUAUCGCUGUUCAAUACAUAGAAGGUCUUCUGUUGUCAUUCUUCUACGGAAGAUAUCCGGAUAUGGUCAAGAAGUCUAUGUGGUUUGGACUAGCGCUGUGUGUCCUUUCGUUGACGCUCUGCAGUUUCGUGAACCAGGUCUGGCUCCUCAUUUUGCUUCAAGGUGUAGGAUUAGGUAUUGCCGGAGGGUUGCUUUACUGGCCUAUCAUUUCCUUCGUAUCAGAGUGGUUCGUCCAACGCAGGGGGCUUGCCGGAGGGAUCAUUUACGCUGGGUCCGGCAUUGGAGGUUUCGUCUUUCCAUUCCUGGUGAACGCACUCUUGGUCCGAUUUGGACACCGUUGGACUUUGCGUAUAAUUGCCUUGCUUCAAUGUAUCCUUGGAGGUGUUGCUCUCCUGGGUGUCCGGCCACGGAUCUCUCCGACGAAAUAUCAACGAGGUCAAAGACGACCGCAGCUUAUACCGCCAAGGAUACAGUUCUUAAAACGAAAAGUAUUCUGGGCAAAUUCAGCGACGAAUUUCCUCCAAGCAAUGUCAUACUUCCCUGUUUCCCUCUACAUUGCCGUUUUCACCGCAAGUAUCUCCUCACCCUUGUCCGCGACGAUCGUAUUGUCACUAUUCAACUCCGCCGGUGUCAUAGGUCAAAUCAUAAUUGGCUACUUGAGCGAUCGAUUCCCCUAUCCUUGGAUUAUGUUCACGAUUUCCAUGGGAAGCGCGAUUGCAGCCUUCCUAUUGUGGGGAUUUGCGGACACGCUAGCUCGUGUCUUCGCGUUCGCUAUUAUCUUCGGUAGUCUGAGUGGAGGAUUUCCAUCGGUUGCUUUCGCAGCAGCAACAGAUUCGGCCACUCCAAAUACAGAGCAAGCACCAAUGGCUUUGAGCGCCUUCUCCUGCGUCAAAGGCGUGGCUGCUAUCAUUGGACCCAUCAUCUCUGGUAUCUUGUUGGAAGCAGGAAAGACUAUCACUCAUGGCCCUUAUGGAAAGUUCGGUUUCGGACCUGUGGAGAUAUUUGUGGGCAGUUGUUCGUUGGCUUGUUCGCUUAGUAGUCUUGCUGUUGCGGCUACUCGACCACAGGUUUCAAGAUAGUCUGAUUAAGGUUACCUAGGAUGUGCUAAAGCUUGCUUGAUUAUUUACGUCAUUCACUGUCGCAU
Molecule: messenger RNA, 1590 nt
Organism: Somion occarium
Lineage: Eukaryota; Fungi; Basidiomycota; Agaricomycetes; Polyporales; Cerrenaceae
Source: the annotation of a GenBank genome assembly